Eurytemora carolleeae is the source of this 1357-nucleotide messenger RNA. RefSeq lists its product as uncharacterized. Gene Ontology annotation, cellular component: membrane. The record is from RefSeq and is a predicted model, not a curated record. Lineage: Eukaryota; Metazoa; Arthropoda; Copepoda; Calanoida; Temoridae. The annotation marks the transcript as partial. The transcript is spliced from 7 exons.
GUUCUAUAUCAACGGUGUACGGUUUAUCCUAUAUAUAGAUAUGAAUCCUGUAGGUUCUAUAUCAACGGUGUACGGUUUAUCCUGACUGGUCUGGGUCCUCUUCUGGUUCUUAUUCUGCUCAACUGGAAAAUAUUUAUCGGAGUCAAGUACAGCCAUGUACGGUCGAGUAACCGAGCCAGGUACGAGGUUAAGCUGGCCUCUAUCCUCCUAUACAUUGUCCUCGUGUUCCUAGUUUGCAACUUUCCAAGAAUUCUGCUGAAUUUCUAUGAGUUUGUUCUGGAGGAGGAAAUCACAAGGUGCGGGGACCGUAUACGGGUUCCAAACUGGUUUAUUUGCUUGACCAGCCUAAACCAUGUGUUGCUGACCUUCAGCUCCUCUGCUAACUUCUUCAUCUACAUCUCCUUUAAGGACAAUACUUUCUGUUGCUUAAAAUCCAGGGAAGAACAAGGACCAGAAAGCUUCAACAUGGUUGUUGUUAAUGCAGAGAAUGCUGUUGAAGUUUACCAAGAUAUUACCCCAACUGUUAUAAGUAAAUUUAGUAUGUACGACAUGGAAGAUCAAAGAUCAGAGAAUACAAGAGAUCUCAGAGAUAUGGUGAACCAGGAAUAGAUGUGAGGGAUAUGGUGAACCAGGAAUAGAUCUAUGGGAUAUGGUGAACCAGGAAUAGAUCUGAGAGAUAUGGUGAACCAGGAAUAGAUCUAUGGGAUAUGGUGAACCAGGAAUAGAUCUAUGGGAUAUGGUGAACCAGGAAUAGAUCUGAGGGAUAUGGUGAACCAGGAAUAGAUCUGAGGAAUAUUGUGAACCAGGAAUAGAUCUGAGGAAUAUUGUGAACCAGGAAUAGAUCUGAGGGAUAUUGUGAACCAGGAAUAGAUCUAAUGAAUAUUGUGAUUCAGAUUAAGCGAUCAGGAUUAAGUUUUCAGCUCGGGUUUAUAACGAUAUCUUUACUAUCUUGUGUCGGGCUCGCGGAAUCCCACAUUAAGAGAGAAUAGCACACUAAAGGAAACUUUUUAGAGUCUAAGCAUUUCUAAAGAUUUUAAUCUGAGCUGAGAAAUUUUAUUUCUUUUUAAGUCAACAAAGUGAGCUAAAUUUUAAACUUUAGAAAGGUAAUUUUGGGAUUUAAUUAGUUUUAGAACUCAAUAGCAACGUCAUGUUGUGGAUAAAAAUAAACUAUAAGUUAUAACAUUUCUGUAUAAUAAAAAACCAUAUUGUUAAAUGUGAUGUAUUUGGCUGUAUUUGCUGUGAUAUAUAAAUGUAUACAUAUGUAAUGUUUCAUAUAAAAGUAUUUGUUACAGAUAUAUAUUUUGUUAUACGUGAAGAAAAAUAAAAAUCAAAGAAAAAAAGUAAAAAAUUCCAGAAA